This is a messenger RNA of Hylaeus anthracinus, 1077 nucleotides long. RefSeq lists its product as uncharacterized. The record is from RefSeq and is a predicted model, not a curated record. NCBI's taxonomy places the organism in Eukaryota, Metazoa, Arthropoda, Insecta, Hymenoptera, Colletidae. The coding region runs from base 1 to 423 and encodes 140 amino acids. The transcript has 3 exons.
AUGCUUUUUCUAGGGUCACACGGUGUCACUGGGUGUCACGGUAUGCUAUGCGAGCACAUACGAGGAUACGAGCGAUACGAGCCAUACCAACACGGCCACACGCACUCGGAAUCUCGGUGCUCGGCAAGUACGCAUGGCGCUGGCAUCAGCUACGACUACGAUACCUUAGUGUUUCUGACUUUUAUCGUGGUGAUAUUUCACGCUGGCAGGUAUACAAUUUCAGCCGCUAAUCCCAUUACCGUUUUUUCAUUUAUCCACGAUUUGGUACAGUAUAACGUGGCGGGAGUACCACUCAUCCACGAGCAAACGCAGUGGGAUUUCGAGCCAGAGGUCGGUAAACAGAGAAGAGUCAAGUACGAGCAAGAAAAUGGUCGUCACGGUGAAAUUGCGAUAGCAAAGAUUGGCAUGGGUAUUGGACUAUGAGGAUACAAGAUACAAGGUACAACGGACUAUGAGCAACGUUUGCACAAACACGACAACUAAUAGUCAUUUCGAAGAUUGUACUGUUGUAAUCAGAAAUCCAUGUUACGCUAUAAUGGGAUCAAAGUCAUCUUCCCGUUCAAGGCCACGUUCCUUCGCUGUCGCGAAUCACGUUUGUUCGAUCCUUGUCAGGCACAGAAUAGAAUAAAACAUCUGGGUACAGAUACGGUCAAUGGGACACGAACAAUGUCGGUAACAAACUGAAUGGUGAGAUUAAUUAGCUACGCAGUGAUCUUGAACGGUCAAUUGACUUUAUUCCGACUGUAGUCUCUACGAAGGUCUGUUAUACAUAUACAAAUUCGAAUAAUAUAAAUAAAGUCAAGAAAUACGUUUACUCGAAUAAGGAGGGGAUCGGUCAUUUUUACUGUCUAUAAUUUACGCAAAAUAUUUCAUAAAAUGCGGCUAUAAAUGCAAGAUAUAACGAAAGUAACGAACGUUAAUCGAAACGUUAUAAACUCCUGUGAAUACAAACAAAGUUUAAUAGAACGAAUGAAUGCACAAACUUUAUUACGAAACACUAGUUGAAUGAAAAAGUUAUUUCCAGUUUCAAAAUGACGAGAGAAAUUUUUCUCUGACCUUGUGAAAUGUUAACCUGUA